GUAUAGGGGUCGACACCUGGUCCAAGGCCGGUCGGUACCGCGAGGCCGGGUGGACUGGGGUAUAUAUAUACCCGGGCGCGGAUAGAACACCGGUACCACACACAUCUCGUCACACCUAACUCUUCAACGUAUCGGACAUGGCCAGCUCUCUUGUCUUCCUUGUGGUGGUGGCCAUUGGUGUCACUUCCGGUCAAAGAAUUAGUUGGGGCAAAUGUCCAGAUGUUCCGUUGAAGAGAAAUUUUCAAAUGAGCAAAUACACAGGGAUCUGGUAUGAGCACGAGAGUUACCCCGCCCCCUGGUAUAGCUCUUCUGUGUCCUGUGGACACUCCUCAUUCACAAUCACUGACGACGGGUCCAUGCAGGUGACCAGCGGGGGCGUCGACGGGUCUGGCCACCCUUAUACAAUGACAGGAUCCGCCAAUAUUCCGGACAAGAAAUAUCCGGCCAGACUUCAGCUGCGCUACUCUAGAUGGUCAACAGACGACUACCAAGUGAUAGCCAGUAAUUAUAGGUCGUUCUCAUUAGUGUACGCAUGUUCAGACUACGCUUUCUUCCGGUCAGAAAAAGUAUGGCUGCUAACCAGACAACGUGGAGAAAUCAACGCCAAGUCCGUAAAACGAGUGUACAAGAUACUACGUACAUACGGGAUCGACAGCGAGCCCCUCACACCAAUGGACAAUGGUCAGUGUUAGACACACGCGGUCAGGGACACAGAACACUCCUAAUAUUUACCUGCGGUCGUGACCUCACAACAAUUUGAUUUUGUUUGUGAUUAACCUGCAAGGACAUGCGCAAGAUAUACACAUUUUGUCGUCAUAAUUGCGAAUAUAUGUGUAUGUAUACGACUUAAUAAAUUACAACGAAAAAUAAAACAAAGACGA
This is a messenger RNA of Mizuhopecten yessoensis (Yesso scallop), 881 nucleotides long. RefSeq names its product apolipoprotein D-like. Lineage: Eukaryota; Metazoa; Mollusca; Bivalvia; Pectinida; Pectinidae. The coding region runs from base 138 to 692 and encodes 184 amino acids. Gene Ontology annotation, molecular function: lipid binding. The record is from RefSeq and is a predicted model, not a curated record. The transcript is spliced from 5 exons. Gene Ontology annotation, biological process: lipid transport; tissue regeneration; brain development.